AUGGCCAGCUCUAAUUGUCAGGACCUGGUCUGUGGAUCAUUGACAUUUAGGGAUGUGGCUGUUGACUUCUCUCAGGAGGAGUGGGCCUGCCUGGAUGCUACUCAGAAGGUCUUAUACAGGGACAUGAUGUUGGAGACCUACAGCAAUCUGGUCGCAGUGGUGGGAAGUUGCAUUUCCAAGCCAGCUCUGAUCAUCUUACUAGAGCAGGAGAAAGAGCCCUGGAUGGCUGUGAAGGAAGAAACAGACAGGCUGAGCCCAGAUUUGGAAUCAGAUUAUGAGACUCAAAAAAUAUCUCCAGACAACCACAUAUAUACUAUAAAUCUACCCAAACAGACCAUAAAGCAUAUAAGUGAAACUUUUGAACUCAAGGGCUCCAGUUUUAGUAAUGGCCACAACUGUAGUACAUUCAAGGGACUACAGGGUUGUCAAGAAGGAGAUGUUGAUCAAAAGAUUAGUAACAAGGAAAAAAUACCCACUUACACCUGCCACACCCUCUCUCACAGCAUAGAAAAUGCAUAUGAAUGUAAAGAGUGUGGGGAGUGCUUUGGUUAUAGGCCAACUCUCACACAGCAUCCGAGUGCUCAUUCUGUAGAGAAGCCCUAUGAGUGUAAGGAGUGUGGGAAUGCCUUCAGACUACAACAGCAUCUUACAAAACAUCAGAAAGCUCACAGUGGUGAGAGACCUUUUGAAUGUAAUGAAUGCGGUAAAUUUUUCAAGCAUGGCUCCAGCCUUGUUCAACAUAAGAUUAUUCAUGCUGGUGUGAAACCAUAUGAAUGUAACAAAUGUGGGAAAGCCUUUAAUCGUCGCUCAAACUUCAUGCGACAUCAGAAAGUUCAUUAUGACAAGAAACCCUUUCAGUGUAAAGAAUGUGGCUAUGCCUUCACUGUUCUAGCACAGCUCAUCACUCAGCCUCAGAACAUUCAUAAUGGAGAGAAAUCAUUUGAAUGUAAACAGUGUGGAAAGAUAUUCAGUAGUGGUUCCUACCAUAUCCAACACCAGAGUAUUCAUUCCAGUGAGAAAGCCUUUGGGUGUCACGUAUGUGGGAAGGCUUUUAGGCUUCAAGUAUACCUUUCUGAGCAUCAGAAAACUCACACUGAUCAGAAGCCUUAUAAGUGUAAUCUUUGUGGGUCAGUCUUCAGACGUAAGAACCACCUUACUGAACAUCAGAGAAUCCAUACUGAUGUGAAACUAUAUCAGUGCAAGGAAUGUGGGAAGUUCUUUCGUCGACGCUCAAAUUUUAUGGAACAUCAGAGUAUUCACACUAAUGUAAAACCUUUCAAGUGUAAGCUGUGUGGGUCAGCCUUUAGACUUCAGUCCCUACUUAGUCAACAUCAGAGAAUUCAUACUGAUGAGAAACCAUACCAGUGCAAGGAAUGUGGGAAAUUCUUUCGUCGAAGAUCAAGUUUUACUGAACAUCUGAGUAUUCACACUAAUGUGAAACCUUUCAAGUGUGAGCUGUGUGGGUCAACCUUCAGACUUCAGUCCCUACUUAAUCAACAUCAGAGAAUUCAUACUGGUGAAAAACCAUAUCAGUGCAAGGAUUGUGGGAAAUUCUUUCGUAGAAGUUCAAAUUUUACUGAACAUCGGAGUAUUCACACUAAUGUGAAACCUUUCAAGUGUAAGCUGUGUGGAUCAGCCUUCAGACUUCAGUCCCUACUUAAUCAACAUAAUAGAAUUCAUACUGGUGAAAAACCAUACCAAUGCAAGGAAUGUGGAAAAUUCUUUCGUCGAAGAUCAAAUUUUACUGAGCAUCUGAGUAUUCACACUAAUGUGAAACCUUUCAAAUGUAAGCUGUGUGGAUCAGCCUUCAGACUUCAGUCCCUACUUAAUCAACAUAAGAGAAUUCAUACUGGUGAAAAACCCUAUCAGUGCAAGGAAUGUGGAAAAUUCUUUCGUAGAAGUUCAAAUUUUACUGAGCAUCAGAGUAUUCACACUGGAAAGAAACCCUUCGAUUGUAAUAAAUGUGGAAAAGUCUUUAGACUUAAUGUACAUCUUAUUCGCCACCAGAGAUUUCAUAAUGGUGAGAAGGUAAAGAGUGUGGAGAGGCCUUUCAUCUUAAGAGCCAUAAAAUAAUUUAUUCAGGUCAGCAAUGUUUGAAUGCAAGGAAUGUGGGAAGUCCUUCACGCUUGUUUUCAUUGUUGUUUGACAUAGGGUUAUUCGUGCUGCUGUGAAACUAUAUGAAUGUAAUGAGUGUGGGAAAGCCUUUAAUUGUUCAAACCUCAUGCAACAUCAGAAAAUUGAUUCUGAUGAGAGACUCAUUUAGUGUAAGGACUGUGAAAAGGCCUUCACUGUUCUGGCUCAGCGCACUCGGCACCAGAACAUUCAUGCUGGAAAGAAAUCCUUUGAAUGUGAGUAGUGCUGGUCAGUCUUCAGACUGAGUGCCAACGUAUUCAACCUCAGAAAAGUCAUACUGAUGUGUAUCCCUAUCAGUGCAAGGACUGUGGAAAGGCUUUGUUUGUGUUCCAAGUCUUAGAAUUCAUGAGAGAACUCACAGUUGUGAUUCACACUCAUGAGAGACCUUACCAAUGUUAAGAAUAUAUAAAGGUUUUUAGUCAAAAAUCAAACUGGUUGGGCUCUAGAGUUCAUAUUAGUAGAAGCCUUAAGAAUAUAAAGAAUGUGAAAAGGCCUUUAGCAAUAAUUCUUUUUUUCUUUAUUUUCAUUAUUUACAUUACAAAUGCUA
Molecule: messenger RNA, 2680 nt
Organism: Mus pahari (shrew mouse)
Lineage: Eukaryota; Metazoa; Chordata; Mammalia; Rodentia; Muridae
Product: zinc finger protein 60-like
Exons: 3
Coding region: 1-2073 (690 amino acids)
Biological process (GO): regulation of transcription by RNA polymerase II
Cellular component (GO): nucleus
Molecular function (GO): DNA-binding transcription factor activity, RNA polymerase II-specific; RNA polymerase II transcription regulatory region sequence-specific DNA binding
Source: RefSeq, a predicted model, not a curated record